CGAUACAGCCGCACCGAUUCGAGGCUGAUGGACAAAACGUUUCCCCAUAGAAGAUCAACUUAAUGCAAAGAAUUAGCAAAACGAGCAGACAUGAAGGUGCACUCGAUUAUUUUGGUAAUGCUCAACAUUUAUGAUGUUGUACACACUGCAACUCCAGAAGAUUCCUGUCUUUUGUUUAGAGAGGAUCAAAGCGAUUUCAAAAGAGAAGUCAAUCUUAAGAUUCAACUAUUAGAUGACAAAAUCAGUAAAGUAUUGGACAUAUUGGGCGAAGUAACGUGGGGAGACUGGGGCGAAUGGAGUGCAUGCGAUAUGAGCGUUUGCAACAUUGCACACAGAGAAAGGCCGUGCCUGGGGGAAGAUGGUUAUAAGUCUGACCCUUCAAGAUGCAGCAGACUCGGAGGAGACCAUAUUGAAACUAAACAGUGUUGUGAUAUUGAUGUAGCGAAGGCAUAUAAAAGGAUGUACUCUGGCAAAGGUUCAGUACCAGAUUACAUCAUUGAGGCUAUUGGCUCAAAUAUUAAAGUGAACGAGAGAGAAGAUCUAUCAUGGGCAGUUUCUCUCAAGUUUAAGAGAUUUGGUGCAAGUAAUUACAAGCAUAUAUGUGGAGGAGUUAUUCUGACUAACAUUUGGGUGCUAACAGCUGCUCAUUGUAUCACUGAAACUAAAUGUUGGGACAACACUGAGAAAAAAAUAAUAUGUGAUAUGGACCACUGGACGGUAACUGCAGGUGAAUGGGAACUCGAUAAAACUAGAAGCGAAGAACAAAUAAGGGGUUUGGAACACAUAGUUAUCCACAAAAAUUACUCCGUAGACUACUCGAGGGAAAUUGAAUACAUACAUGACAUAGCACUUAUCAGACUGAAUAGUACCCUGUCGUUUAUGUCCAAUCCGUUUGUUCAGCCGAGUCUUCUCCCUGCUAGAACGUGUAUUGAAGCCAUGGGAAAUGAAUGCUCACAAACGCACCAAGACUGGGCAUUGAGGACUGAUUGUUUCACGACUGGCUGGGGAAUAGGUAAAAAUCAACAGGUGACCAACAAAGGGAAUACGAUAGGGGUACUAAUCGACGAAAACGAAAACUAUGAAAUAAUAAGAUCAUCCAAGAUCUACGAAGAGAAAAAAAUAAUUUGUAAGGGAUUCAGCGGAAGCCCGAUGAUGUGUGAUAUUAAUAAUUCUAUGAUGGUGAAUCAUCUACCAAACCAGAAAAAAGUUGUUCUUGGUCUGAACAGCUAUAUAUAUCCAUCCGGAUGUACCAGUGCACACAAGAACUACGUACAAACAUCUAUUGAUUAUCACCUACAGUGGAUCUCGCAUACUGUCAUGGAUUGGAUCCAAUGGGGCCAAUGGAGCACAUGUUUCAAGAAUAAAAAGCGAUAUAGAUUGAGAUCUGGAUUUUUUCCUGAAUAUGGCUACCUACCAGGCCAUGGACCACUUUAUCAGAGUUACCAAGGGGAUGUAUUAAGAGGAGAAGAGCAGACCUGCACAGAAAUAAAUGUAGACAAGUGUCAUUCAGAACCCUGUAAGAACGAGGGCACUUGUAUUGACAAAGGAAACAGCUAUAAAUGUAGAUGCAAAACUGGAUAUACUGGAGUCAAUUGUCAGACAGGUAUCGACAAGUGUCUUUCAAACCCCUGUAAGAACGAGGGCACUUGCGUUGACAGAAGAAACAACUAUAAGUGUAGAUGCAAGGCUGGAUAUACUGGAAUCAAUUGUCAGACAGAUAUAAACGAGUGUGAGCAAAGUCCCUGUCAGAACGAGGGGACUUGUGUUGAUAAAGUAAACAGCUACACAUGUAAUUGCAAGGCUGGUUAUGCUGGAAUCAAUUGUCAGACAGAUAUAAACGAGUGUGAGCCAAAUCCCUGUCAGAACGAGGGUACUUGUGUUGACAAAGUGAACACCUAUACGUGUAAUUGCAUAGCUGGAUAUACUGGAAUCAAUUGUGAGACAGAUAUAAACGACUGUGAGCCAAAUCCCUGUCAGAAUGAGGGCACUUGUGUUGACAGUGUGGACAGCUAUACGUGUAAUUGUAAAGCUGGAUAUACUGGAAUCAAUUGUCAGACAGAUAUAAACGACUGUGAGCCAAAUCCCUGUCAGAAUGAGGGCACUUGUGUUGACAGUGUGGACAGCUAUACGUGUAAUUGCAAAGCUGGAUAUACUGGAAUCAACUGUCAGACAGAUAUAAACGAGUGUGAGCAAAGUCCCUGUCAGAACGAGGGUACUUGUGUUGACAAAGUGAACAGCUAUACGUGCACCUGUAAGGCUGGAUAUACUGGAAACAAUUGUCAGACAGAUAUAAACGAGUGUGAGCCUAAUCCCUGUCAGAAUGAGGGCACUUGUGUUGACAAAGUGAACACCUAUACGUGUAAUUGCAAGGCUGGUUAUGCUGGAAUCAAUUGUCAGACAGUAAUAAACCAGUGUGAGCCAAACCCGUGUCAGAACGAGGGCACUUGUGUUGACAAAGUGGACAGCUAUACGUGUAAUUGCAUAGCUGGAUAUACUGGAAUCAAUUGUCAGACAGAUAUAAAUGAGUGUGGGCCAAAUCCCUGUCAAAAUGAGGGUACUUGUGUUGACAAAGUGAACAGCUAUACGUGUAAUUGCAAAGUUGGAUACAGUGGUAUAAAUUGUCAGACAGAUAUAAACGAGUGUAAGCCAAAUCCCUGUCAUAAUGAGGGUACUUGUGUUGACAAAGUGAACAGCUAUACGUGUAAUUGCAAAGCUGGAUACAGUGGUAUCAAUUGUCAGACAGAUAUAAACGAGUGUGAGCCAAAUCCCUGUCAUAAUGAGGGUACUUGUGUUGACAAAGUGAACAGCUAUACGUGUAAUUGCAAAGCUGGAUACAGUGGUAUCAAUUGUCAGACAGUUACAGAUAUAAACGCGUGUGAGUCAAAUCCCUGUCAGAACGAGGGCACUUGUGUUGCCACAGUGGACAGCUAUACGUGCAGGUGCAACGGUGCAUUUACUGGAACCAAUUGUCAGACAAUGUCAUGUGGUGUCGAUAUUGUGGUUAUUAUUGAUAUAUCGUGUAGGGUCAUUACCGAAAGAAAGUUAGCCGUAAAUUCGUUCAUGGAGAGCUUUGUUGCUGCCUUGGAUAUUGGACCUGGAGACGACAAAGUCCAGUUAGGGCUGAUGACAUUCGACUCUACAACGUACAGCAAUUUUUAUUUGAGUCGGUAUAAAAACAGUGCGGAUGUGGUUCAAGCACUCAGCUUUGUGGAUAUGCAUUAUGAUAAUAAAUUUCGUCCGAGAUGUGGAUCACGGAUAGAUUUAGCACUUAGGAAUGCAAGACUCACUUAUUUUACACCUGCUCACGGAGUAAGAGAUACAUUAAGAUUAAGGAACCCACCCAUUCAGAAUGUGGUCCUUGUGAUAACAUAUGGUGCUAUACUUCCGUCGUCAAGAGUAGCCAUCACCAAAAUGGAAGCAGAAAGACUUAAAACGGAAUCAUUUGCAAAUGUAUUCGUUGUAAAUUUACCAGACUCCGCGAAUACAAACGGAACUGUUGAAUUCUCUGAUAUUGUGAGUGAGCCAAGUUCGAAGUUCUUGAUGAAUAUCGGGUUCGAUGAAUUACUGGAUUCGUUGGGAACUAUAUUAUUGAAAAUCUGCGAUAUCUAGCUACCGCUGGGAUAACAUCUGACGUUACCUGGACUAUGGGUAAAUACAAUGGUUAUAUCUGUGCGUACGUUUAAGGAGUUUACUAGACUAUUGAAAGCCUUCUAUGUUGUUUAUUAUUAAGUAGAGUAUGUAGAGACAUUGCUUUAUAUCAUUCCGACUUUACCAGGUUCAUUUCUCCCAUUUACUGUACACAAUGGAUAUAAUAGG
Messenger RNA from Owenia fusiformis, 3816 nucleotides. The record is from the annotation of a GenBank genome assembly. Lineage: Eukaryota; Metazoa; Annelida; Polychaeta; Sabellida; Oweniidae.